Messenger RNA from Trypanosoma brucei brucei TREU927, 2694 nucleotides. RefSeq lists its product as hypothetical. NCBI's taxonomy places the organism in Eukaryota, Euglenozoa, Kinetoplastea, Trypanosomatida, Trypanosomatidae. The record is from RefSeq and is a predicted model, not a curated record. Bases 1 to 2694 code for a protein of 897 amino acids. The transcript has a single exon. Gene Ontology annotation, molecular function: protein binding.
AUGUACACAACCGCAAAUAGGUCAUAUCCGGAUCUCCUGCGUUCCAAAAAUAAGGAACGAAUGAAUCGUAUUGCAAGUCGUGCGAUAUCCUUUUCGAGGGCUGCGUACAAAGGCAGCUCCAGAGUAGAAACGAGUGGAGAGGCUUCAAACAGUGAAGAUGAGGAGUCGUGCGAGCUGGAGAAGUUUCCCGCGUUCGUAGACCCAACGGAGCAACAGGAUCACUGCAUUGACCCCAUCAUUGCCCUCAAGAUCCCACGCUCGGAAUACCGAAAUACAAAGGAGUUGGAACUGUGCAGAAAAAAUAUCACGCGUCUUCAUACGAACGUUCAAUAUCUGGAAAAUCUAGAUACACUUGUCUUAUCCAACAACCGGAUAAGCGAGGUUUCAUUUCUUUUACCUCCCAAGCGAACUGCUGACGGCAACUCUAGAGCUGAGAAUGAUGCUGCCGUUGAUGAUGGAGUAGAAACAUUAUGGUGUAGGCCACGGGGUUGUCACCUUCUGCGGAGUCUGUUUCUGUCGCACAACAUGAUAUGGACGAUUGACGGAGAUAUUCCCCGUUUGCGUCAUUUGAGGGUUUUGCUGUUGGCUUACAACCGUUUAGCUAACUUGGUUGCUGUAUCCACACAACUUAAGCGACUACGCGACCUCCGUGAAUUGGAUUUACGCGGCAAUCCACUCUGUGAUGAACUGGGCUAUCGACCCUAUCUCAUUCGUGAGCAACCUCAACUGGAACUGCUUGAUCGGCGACUAGUACAAAUGGAGGAGCGAAACACUGUUGUGAGUCAGUUAGUCCAAAAAGAUAGGGAGCUUGGUAGCAUGUGUGAGCUUGGAAACAUACUGGCUUCAUCAGCCCCGCUCCAAAGACGAUCGAUAGACAGCAGUAUUCAGCGAAGGAGCUUGCAAUUAUCGCCUCUGCAAGACGGGCGUACACAGGGGCUACCAACGGUGGCUCACACAGAUCCAAGGUUCUUUUCAGUUACUAUAGGUAAGGAACCCGUGUUAAAGACCUUAGCGUUCUUUAAAACUUUUACACCUGCUCGGCAACGAGCGGAUGACCCAAAGGUGGUGCCAAGGAGGGCGUUCAGACCUUCUGCUUGUGAGUUAUACCUCGGGAAAAGUAUGCACCGUCUAGGGAAACAAAAGGCGCUGCGCGAAAUGCGCGAGGCCAGGGAAAAUGAAAUGAAACGAGAAGAGGUGGUUGAGACCCACAAACGGUUCCACCUGGUCUGGGCCAUGUCAGGUAAGGGGAUGCCUCUCUGCGCUGAGAAACUCGGAGCGAUGUCUAAGCAACAGGAAACCUCUCAAAAUGCAGGCAAUGUCGAACAAACGAACGUAUCCCCUCGCAAUGCGCUAAUGCGCAGAAGGGCUUCGGUAGCGAAGCAGCAGGCGCCUGACACAACAGGGAAAUGGGCGGUAAAACAAGCGGCGCCGGCUCCAGUUGUCUCGUUGGAUCGCAUCCAACUGCCAAAUCUCCCACCCCAGUUACCAGGUGACACUGACCAUAGUGUCAUGUACGAUGCCCUUCUUCACCGUGAGGAUAAGGUAGAAAAGAGAAUCUGGGGGAAACCUUCCUGUUUACCGAAUCCUCACCGCUUAGAAAAUAUGAAAAAUCUACUCGACAAGGCCUCGAACUUCCUAACUGCGAGUCAGAAAAAGGGGUCGGUGGGUAGUUCCGCUGUGGCAUUCGACCACAGUCAACUUCUUUGUGAAAUUCAGCAGUGCAAGGAUUGCACUAUACCUGAGCCAUGGGAGGGAGAUGAGACCAGUACAAGCAUAGUUGUCACAAGAGACCGCCAGGAGUUCCUCUGCAACGCCAUGAUGGUACUUUUGCUUCCUUCAGAAUUAAGUGCCAUAGAGUCCCACCUCAUGGCAGGUAUGGCGGAUUCGUUCCCACAUCCGGAGCACCAACGUGGAAAGAAAACUUCACGGAAAGAGAAGAGAGCAUUGGGUGAUGCGGCUCGACUUCCUGCAGGAUCUGGCGCGCUUCUUCAGGGUAUUGCUACCGCUUCGGCUUCCCAGCGGACUCAAAUUAUUAUGGCCGCAACAAAUGUGGAGUUUGGACUACCAGAUCGCAAUACGACCAGGCGCCUCAUGAAUAUGCUUGAUUUUGAUAGCGGGUUAAAAAACAUUUCACUUCAAAAUCUUACUGAUGCAUUUGCUAAUGCGUAUCUAUCUAGAACUGUAGAAACUCUCCCGAAGCCUACCUCCGAAAUGGACGAUAAAUGCACUGCAAGUGUUACGGAAAGUAAACGGAACCACCGCUCCCCUAGUGCAGGGCGUUCCAGAAGUGAUCGCCGGUCCGGAAGGAGAGUUUCACCCACGCGGUCCGAGUCACGUCAUGUGGGGCGCGAGGCAGCCGCUGCUUCUGCAACAAAGCAGCCGGUUUUAACGCUGAACACAGCACUACUGGACCUCAUGUUGUAUUUGCCUUUUGUGCGAUGUAGAUUGGAGUAUUUUAAGGAGGAAUGUGAUGCAGCGGUAAAAGAGCUUGGUGAUCUGGGCGAUGCGCUGCCUAAGCGAUUUUCAAAGCUGCAGGCGGCCUCGUUGUACUAUGAGAGGUUACAGGAGGCAAUGAGACUCUCAGGCAUGAGUGAAGAAAGUGCUCUUAACAAUUUCGUUGAUAUUGAAGGGAUACUGAGGCUGAACGCACAGGAGGUAGGAUCUUACUUUCGCUCGAACACAACCCCUGUGUGA